Elgaria multicarinata webbii is the source of this 1473-nucleotide messenger RNA. RefSeq names its product BRCA1/BRCA2-containing complex subunit 3 (gene BRCC3). The transcript has 8 exons. NCBI's taxonomy places the organism in Eukaryota, Metazoa, Chordata, Lepidosauria, Squamata, Anguidae. Gene Ontology annotation, molecular function: polyubiquitin modification-dependent protein binding; metallopeptidase activity; cysteine-type deubiquitinase activity. The record is from RefSeq and is a predicted model, not a curated record. Gene Ontology annotation, biological process: double-strand break repair; protein K63-linked deubiquitination. Bases 147 to 932 code for a protein of 261 amino acids. Gene Ontology annotation, cellular component: BRCA1-A complex; BRISC complex.
GACGCAGGCCUAGGCGGAAGAGCGGCUGGCUUUGGGCGGAGAAAGGCGCCCGUAUACGGCUGGUUGUUACUCCGUCCUCGCUCUUCUCUCUUGGGGAGUCGCAGCCGCGGCUCGGCGGGGGCUCCUGAGAAACGACCCCGGCCGUGAUGGCGGUGCAGGCCGCGCACUUGGAGGCGGACGCCUUCUUGGUCUGCCUGAACCAUGCUCUGAGUACCGAGAAGGAAGAGGUCAUGGGCCUUUGCAUUGGAGAGGUUGACACCAGCCAGAUUGUUCACAUUCACUCUGUGAUCAUCCUACGCCGGUCAGACAAAAGGAAAGACCGUGUGGAGAUUUCUCCCGAGCAGCUCUCAGCUGCUUCAACAGAAGCAGAGAGAUUGGCUGAGUUAACAGGGCGGCCCAUGAGAGUCGUGGGCUGGUAUCAUUCUCAUCCCCACAUAACCGUCUGGCCAUCACACGUAGAUGUCCGCACGCAAGCGAUGUAUCAGAUGAUGGACCAAGGUUUUGUGGGGCUUAUCUUCUCCUGUUUCAUUGAAGAUAAAAACACAAAGACAGGUCGGAUUCUGUACACCUGCUUCCAGUCUAUUCAAGCCCAAAAGAGCUCAGAGUAUGAAAGGAUUGAAAUUCCUAUUCAUAUCGUUCCUCACAACACCAUUGGGAAAGUAUGUCUGGAGUCAGCCGUGGAGCUGCCCAAGAUCUUGUGUCAAGAGGAGCAAGAUGCCUACAGGAAAAUCCACAGCCUUACUCAUCUGGACUCUAUAACGAAGAUUCACAACGGCUCAGUGUUCACGAAGAACCUCUGCAGCCAGAUGUCUGCCAUCAGUGGUCCUCUUCUGCAGUGGCUGGAGGACCGCUUGGAGCAGAACAAACAGAGGAUGCAGGAACUGCAGCGUGAGAAAGAGGAGCUCCUGGAGGAACUGGCUGCCCUGGAGUGACAAGAACAAAAGCCUCAUGGCCUCGGAGACCAAGAAGCAGUUCCAUGUUCCACAGCUUGGCCCCCAUCCCGCCGUGCUGCUUCUCCAGCCACCCACCCACCCUCCUUCCACCUUGCAGUGAAUGCAGCUACAAAAUGGGAAGGAACCUGCGGUCAAACACAGCCGUGUUUGGGGGUGGGGGCGGGGGCGGGGGGAGGACACUGAAGAAGGAUGCAUGUUAACUUUGCAGAUGGCAGACUUCCUUUUUCGCACGGCAGCCCUCAAGCUAAUGGUGGGGGGGGAAGCGUUACGUGGACGCAGCGGCCCUGUCUUUUACGUGCCAUCUGGUAGCAAUGAACUUCCCAAUGCCUGUCUAUGAACUGGCCGCAUUGGCGGGGUUGCAGACACAUGUGUUUAAAAAAAAAAAAAAUCUAUGUCCCUGUUACGCUUCUGGAAACACUAGCUGGAUGCAGCUGGUGAUGCUCGCGGAGAAGGAGUUGUGUGUGACGUCUGUCUUCCAAACUGAAUAAAAUGAGAGGGAAGAGAGGAUUUCAGAACUGUA